Drosophila mojavensis is the source of this 879-nucleotide messenger RNA. RefSeq names its product protein takeout. The record is from RefSeq and is a predicted model, not a curated record. Bases 88 to 879 code for a protein of 263 amino acids. The transcript has 3 exons. Lineage: Eukaryota; Metazoa; Arthropoda; Insecta; Diptera; Drosophilidae.
UCUGCUGAAAAGGUAUUCGUUUUCAUUGAAUACUUAAACGCUGAGGCAAAUACAAGAGGAUUAUUCUCUGAAAAACAUUGGACUUGUAUGUAUAUAUACAUGAUAUAUAUUUCAAGUAUGCGUAAAACAUUUCUUAUUGUGAUCGGGCUCCAUCUGUUUAUCGCAAUAAAGUGUCAAACAUUACCAAGCAAUAUAAAGAAAUGCCGUUUUGGCGAUUCGAAAUGUAUUGUUGGAUCAAUGAAUGCUGUGAUACGACAAUAUUCACACGGAUUGUCUGCAAUCGGUAUGAAGCCCAUCAACGUUGUGAACAUUGAAGAUUCGAAUGUCUGGAAUAAUGCCCAAAUAGGUAGUGUUUGGCUCCAAUUCAAGCAAUUAAACCAGACGAUUUAUGGCUUUGAGAAUACGACAGUAAAGCGUAUCAAAGGUUUCGGGAAGGAUCCAACAGCCACCAUAAUGGAAAUACACGGACAGAUACCAAGUCUUAUUCACAAGGGUAACUAUGUGGCCAAUGGACGGGUUUGGAUGGUUGCCCUAAAUGCGACAGGAAGCUCAACAUCGGAUUUUCAGAAUCUACGUUUCAUAUUGAAGCUGAAAGUCAUACCGGAAUAUCGGAAUAAUAAGCGCUAUUUGAAAAUAUAUGAACUGGUGCCAGUUGUCAAUAUAAGUCGCUGGAUUGUGUGGUUGGAUAAUUUAUUUCCCGAGAACAUGGAUCUAACAAUUGCAGUCAAUGAGUUGCUUAACGCGAACUGGUUGGAGUUCUGGAAUGAACUGGAACCAGCUAUUCAGAAUAUUUUCAGCGGUGGAUUUACGAGUAUGAUUGCAGAUAUAUUUGAGAAAAUAUCCUACGACGACAUGUUCCUCAAGGAUAAUGAGACUUAA